Molecule: messenger RNA, 1023 nt
Organism: Medicago truncatula (barrel medic)
Lineage: Eukaryota; Viridiplantae; Streptophyta; Magnoliopsida; Fabales; Fabaceae
Product: peroxiredoxin-2E, chloroplastic
Exons: 1
Coding region: 154-807 (217 amino acids)
Biological process (GO): hydrogen peroxide catabolic process; cell redox homeostasis; cellular response to oxidative stress
Cellular component (GO): cytoplasm
Molecular function (GO): thioredoxin peroxidase activity
Source: RefSeq, a predicted model, not a curated record
CCUGGCAGAAGAAGAAGCAGCCAAGUAGUAAGAAUAACCUAAUUUUGUGGUAAGGUUGAGGCAAGAUUCAUCUUCAUUCAUACUUCACCUUCUUCAUUCAUUCAUUUCCACAAACACCUUCUACUCACUCUCUCUCACUCUUCCAAAUCAACAAUGGCAACAUCACUCUCUUUCUCCAGACUCCUCUCAUCUUCUACCACUACCUCACUCUUAUCUCCCAAAACCAAAACCCUCUCUUCCAACUUCACCCUCCCUCUCAAAUUCAACCGCUUCAACUCAAAACCUCUCCGAUUCUCCUCUUCCCCCAAAAUCUCCGCCACCAUCUCCGUCGGCGACAAACUCCCCGAAUCCACCUUCUCCUACCUCGACCCCGCCGGCGAAGUCCAAACUAUAACCGUCUCCGACCUAACAAAAGGCAAAAAAGCAGUCCUCUUCGCCGUUCCAGGAGCCUUCACACCAACAUGCUCACAGAAACACGUUCCUGGAUUCGUGGAGAAAUCAGCGGAGCUAAAAGCGAAGGGAAUUGACACCAUCGCUUGCAUUUCGGUGAACGAUGCGUUCGUGAUGAAAGCGUGGAAGGAGGAUUUGAAGGUUAAUGAUGAAGUGGUGCUUUUGUCUGAUGGGAAUGGUGAUUUCACGAAAGCAAUUGGUGUUGAGCUUGAUUUGAGUGAUAAACCUGUUGGAUUGGGUGUUAGGUCAAGACGUUAUGCUUUGUUGGCUGAAGAUGGUGUUGUUAAGCUUUUCAAUUUGGAGGAAGGUGGUGCUUUUACUUUCAGUGGUGCUGAUGAUAUUCUCAAAGUUCUUUGAAUCAAUUUUCUAUUAUGUCUUACAACAUGUUUAAUCGGUUAAGGUUAAUGCACUUUUUUGGUUUUGGUUUUCUUAAUAAUAAUUUGGAGUGGAUUUGACCUAAUUGGUGUUUAUUGUCCUAAUUCUAUUUUGUGAUGAUGAUUAACUGUUGAGCUUUGUGGUGAUUUGUUGGUGAAUUAUAUUUUCAUUGUAUGCAUUGGUUAGUGGUUGAUUGAA